AUGACACAGUGGAUCAAGAGUCUCUCCACCUGUCCCUCCGUUCUGCUGAGGCAGGAAAACAAAAGCUCCCAGCUCACACUCCAGCAGAAGCUCAGGCUGUCUGAGCAGAAGCUCAUUGAAUUUGAGAGACAACUCUUCCCUCAGCCAGGGACCUUAGUGCUUCCAAAAAGGAAAGUUGAGUUCCUUCAGGACAGUAACUGGAAAUCUGAGGAGAGGGUCAAGUCUCUGGAGCAGACCCUCAGCUCUUCUAAGGAAAAGGUUUCUCUCUUGCAGGAGAGCCUUACAUCUUCAGAAGAAAGAGCUCAGACCAUGCAGCAGAAUUUUAAAUCUUCAGAAGAAAAUCUACAAUGGAUGCAACAUCUGCUUAAGACUGCAAAUGAAAAGUCCAAAGCCCUGAAGGAGGCUCUCAGAUCUUCCAGGGAGAAAUCAGAGACCUUACGAGAGGCUCUGGGGAUCAGUGAGAGCCAGAUUAGGGCAGCCAGGGCCAAACCGCAGUCUAUGGAGAAAAGCAAAGAGGAGCAGGAGGACCAGAUCAAGAGUUUGAUGCAGACUCUCAGGGUCUCUGAGGAGAGGCACAACAGUAUGGUGCAGGACCUAGGUGGAGCAGCUUCAACACAAACUGAACAGAGCUACAAACAAAUUAGCUUCACAGAACUGGAACUGCACAGCCAGACUGUUGCCUUAAACACUCAGUUGCUGGAACAGCGGUCAAAGAAAAGCAAGAAACUUGAGAGAUCCAGUAGGUAUCAAAAAGAGCUGGAGGACACUAUUAAGGAUCUCAGGAAGAAGCUGAACAUUCAAAUAGAAAAGGGGGAGUUUGCUCUGAACAGCCUGAGGAUGUGUCAGAAGGACCUGACAGAUGUCCAUCGCCACCUACAGGGUUCAAAUUCCUCCUUCACAAUUGAUGACCAGUACACAAUGGUGGCCAGUUUAGGUUAUUUUCAGAGUAAACCGCUUCAGAAAGAAGAAGGGAAUGAUAGCCACAAAAAUAUAGAAGAAGCCUUGAGAAGCGGAACAUCAUGCAUUCCCCUUUCCCCAUCUGCAAUGCCCAAGAGGAACCUCUCUACGAGGCCUGCAGCUCCAUAUCCCUACAGGCAUAAUUUAGGCCAGGAGAAGUACCUUGGUUCCAGCUCCCUCCAAUGUUUAAAGAAUUCUGACAGCAUACAGCAUUUACUGACAGUCCAGAAAAGACUGACCAACCUUCAGUCAGUGGAAUUCCAGAGCAAUAUAAAGGGUUUACUCCGGAUGUCAUGAGGGAAACUUGGGACCACUGAAUUUCUGCACCACUGAAGGAACAACUCGUCAUUUAAAACACUUCACAAUUUGAGUAUAAUCAGAAUGAUUUUGUGGAAAAUAAAUAAUUGCUCCUUGUCCAUUUCUUACAUUUUAUUUUCUAUAAUGAGCUUACAUUCCCAAGUCACCAAAUUAUUGUAUAUGAACUGAAAUAAUAAAGUCAAGAUGUGUUUCCACCCUUCACGAAAUUAAGCAAAAGGGAAUGCAAAAUAUAAACAAUACAAAUAAUGAGCCAUAUUUUUGGCUCAAACAUAAGGGGGAGAUGUAUUCAGUGAGGAAAAAAUGUAUUUGAUCCCCUGU
This is a messenger RNA of Esox lucius (northern pike), 1593 nucleotides long. Its product is annotated as protein BCAP-like. The record is from RefSeq and is a predicted model, not a curated record. Bases 1 to 1254 code for a protein of 417 amino acids. The transcript has 8 exons. Lineage: Eukaryota; Metazoa; Chordata; Actinopteri; Esociformes; Esocidae.